Molecule: messenger RNA, 1427 nt
Organism: Glossina fuscipes
Lineage: Eukaryota; Metazoa; Arthropoda; Insecta; Diptera; Glossinidae
Product: NF-kappa-B inhibitor cactus-like
Exons: 1
Coding region: 40-1233 (397 amino acids)
Molecular function (GO): protein binding
Source: RefSeq, a predicted model, not a curated record
UAUAUUCUUUGUUCUUCAAAAAAAACCAAGGCAUAAGAUAUGAGUUUAAUAAAUGAAAUUGAAGAUAUUCCGGAGUUUCUCAAUAAAGAUAAAUCCUUCGAGAGUGAAAAUCUUGAUUCAGGAUGUUUAUCAGAUGCCUCUGACUCAUCGCUCGAUCUUCCCGGUAAGUCUAUGCAACGAGAUGGUAACGGCAGCGAUAAUGAAGACAAAAAACUAAAUACUGCCAUCAGUAAAUUAAUGACUGAUUCCGGCUUUGAAUCGCAUAAUGGAAACGAGGAGAAAGAAGUAAAUGAUGAGAAAAUCGCUGAAAAUGAAGCAAGAACCUUAAUUAAUACAGAUCAGCCUUCAGUCAAGGAAGACUCAUCAAAAUCGUCGACUAACUGGACUGACUGGUAUCAACAGGACGACGAUGGUGAUACCUUUUUGCAUUUAGCCUGCAUUAUGAAAGAUGAAAAUCUAGUUAAAACAAUCUUAUCUAAGACUCCUCACUCUUGCCUAUACGAUAUCCUUAACGAUGAUUGCCAGGCGCCAUUGCAUUUGGCCGCCCUAACUAAACGACCAAAUAUUUUGAGAAUGUUGCUGCUGGCGGGAGCUGAUCCAACCGUACGCGAUCGUCGAGGUAAUACAGCAUUACAUCUUGCUUGUCGGUCUGGCGUGGUAGAAUGCGUUGAUUCUUUGAUUAAACCAUUUUAUAAAGAUGAGAUAGAGGAAGCUUCGCAUCAAUAUGAGCAUCGAAAUUUUUCUAUUCCUCUCUCUCAAGAUUUAGAUCUUCGCAACUACAACGGCGAGAGCUGUGUUCAUGUAGCCGCCAAACUGGGAUUCAUCGACAUCUUGCAUCGUCUCGUUUCGCAUGGAGCUGAUAUCAAUGCCAGAGAAAAGAAAUGCGGACGUACACCUUUACAUAUUGCCAUCGAACGCGGCAAUGAAAUAUUAACGGAAUUUUUAUUGAACGAAUGUAAUAAAAAAAUAGAUUUGGAAGCGAUUACUUUUGGUGGUUUAACAGCUUAUCAAGUAGCCGGUAAACUUGAAAAAUUGGAUUUGCAAAACAUGUUGGAAAAAUGCGGGGCCGAGAUAUUGCAAGUACCGCAAAGUGAACAAUACAACAGCGAUUCGGAAUCAGACUCGGAAUCGGAUGAUACUACGGAUAAUGCGAGUGAUCCUGCGUCUGGUUUACCCGUUUUCGAAGAUGGCCAUAUCAAAAUAGCAGACGCUUUAAUAGUCGGACCUCUCUAAUUCAAUGUACUUUGCAUGUACGAAGAUGCCUAAAUACGCGGUGCUUUUGCUUAAUUCUUUUAAAAUCAACAGUUUUAUAGCGUAUGUACGAAUUCAAAAAUUUGCAAACAUAUAAACAAAAUACAUAGACACAUAGAUAAGAUACACAUAUUGACGCACAAGAUAUGAACCCAUGAAAAUUGAGAACAUUUAAA